This is a messenger RNA of Calidris pugnax (ruff), 1167 nucleotides long. Its product is annotated as ovalbumin-related protein Y-like. Gene Ontology annotation, biological process: negative regulation of endopeptidase activity. NCBI's taxonomy places the organism in Eukaryota, Metazoa, Chordata, Aves, Charadriiformes, Scolopacidae. Gene Ontology annotation, molecular function: serine-type endopeptidase inhibitor activity. The transcript has 7 exons. The record is from RefSeq and is a predicted model, not a curated record. The coding region runs from base 1 to 1167 and encodes 388 amino acids.
AUGGGCUCCAUCAGUGCAGCAAAUGCAGAAUUUUCUUUUGAUGUAUUCAAAGAGCUGAAAGUCCACCAUGCCAACGACAACAUCUUCUAUUCCCCCCUGAGCAUCAUUUCAGCCCUGGCCAUGGUCUAUCUGGGAGCAAGAGGUAACACUCAAUCUCAGAUGGAGAAGGUUCUUCACUUUGAUAACAUUACAGGAGUUGGAGACCCUAAUGACUCCCAGUGCGGCACUUCUGAAUACCUCCACAAUUCAUUCAAGAAUCUUCUCUCUGACAUCACCAUGCCAAAUGCUACGUACUCACUCAAGAUGGCUGAGAGACUCUAUAUUGAAAAAACAUACCCCGUUCUUCCGGAAUACUUAAAGUGUGCAAAGAAAUUCUACAAAGCGGGACUGGAAGAAGUUAACUUCAAAACAGCUACAGAGGAAGCAAGACAGCUUGUUAAUUCCUGGGUGGAGAAAGAAACAAAUGGACAGAUCCAAGAUUUCCUUAUGUCAGGCUCUGUUGAUUUCGAUACUGUGCUGGCCCUUGUGAAUGCCAUUUACUUCAAAGGGAUAUGGAAGAUGGCGUUUAAAGAAGAAGACACUCAGGAAAUGCCCUUCAAUGUGACAGAGCAAGAAAGCAGACCUGUGCAAAUGAUGUGUCAAAACAGUACCUUCAAAGUGGCAGCGGUGGCUGCAGAGAAAAUGAAGAUCCUGGAGCUUCCGUACGCCAGUGGGCAGCUGAGCAUGUUGGUGCUGUUGCCUGAUGACAUCUCUGGCCUGGAGCAGCUUGAGAAGAAAAUCAGCUUUGAAAAACUUACUGAGUGGACCAGUCCAAAUGUGAUGGAAAAGAGGAGAGUGAAAGUCUACCUCCCACGCAUGAAGAUUCAGGAAAAAUAUAACCUCACAUCUGUCUUAACCGCCUUGGGUAUGACUGACCUGUUCAGUCCUUCAGCCAAUCUGUCUGGCAUUUCUUCAGCAGAGACCCUGAAGAUGUCUGAGGCCAUCCAUGGGGCGUACAUGGAAGUCAAUGAAGAGGGCACUGAGAUGGCAGGCUCAGCAGGGGUGAUGGGAGACAUCAAACAUUCCUCUGAGUUGGAAGAGUUUAGGGCUGACCAUCCUUUCCUUUUCUUCAUCAAACACAACCCAACAAAUAUCAUCCUCUUCUUUGGUAAAUAUUGUUCCCCUUAA